AUGGUUAGAACUGACUACCAAUAUGGUUUAAUUCCUGAGGUUGUAAAAGCAUUAACCAAUUUACAUUAUAGAUAUAGUAAUGAAACGCCAAAAAUGUGGUGUUCCUGUAUUCGUGUUCUGUUUAAGAAACUUCUCGAAUAUAAUCCAAGAUUCUUCUCAAAGAAUGAAUACAUUCAUAUGAUUGAAAGAGAAUAUAAAGAUGGGGAAUUUAGACCUGGGGAGCGUACAUCUCACAUUUACUGCACU
Molecule: messenger RNA, 246 nt
Organism: Funneliformis caledonium
Lineage: Eukaryota; Fungi; Glomeromycota; Glomeromycetes; Glomerales; Glomeraceae
Source: the annotation of a GenBank genome assembly